Messenger RNA from Girardinichthys multiradiatus, 5194 nucleotides. Its product is annotated as zinc finger protein OZF-like. The record is from RefSeq and is a predicted model, not a curated record. The coding region runs from base 3017 to 4573 and encodes 518 amino acids. Gene Ontology annotation, cellular component: nucleus. NCBI's taxonomy places the organism in Eukaryota, Metazoa, Chordata, Actinopteri, Cyprinodontiformes, Goodeidae. The transcript has 4 exons.
CGGAAGCACCUUUCCACUUUGUUUGGUCGCACGCAAGAGAACCACGAUGGUUGUGUAUUGUUGGGUUUAAGGGUGUAAAAACAAAGGCAAUAUUGCAGUAAAGAAGUUUUUAUUACGUGCCGAGAAUCAGAAGAAGUGAAGGUAAACCUGCAGACUUGUAUAACAGAUCCAGCACAGAUUGGGCCCCUACCGGGAGGCUGACCCGGGACGCUGGCUCACACAGCAACUCCCUCAGAAACGGACCGCAAACCAAGACUCUAUGAAACUAAUGUGAAAAGGAGACAUGCUCGUGCCUCUCCUGUCCGGUUCCUGUGGGGAUCCGCAUGGAAAGAGAUCUGUUUGUUGGAACACAGGGUUUUUAUUCAAACAGUGACAUCACGAGAAAUCUGCUCCUUCUGUUCCUGGCUGUGCUGGACGUAGGUUGCUUUAUUUAUUUAUUUUGAGAAUUCCAGAAAAGGUCAAACUGGCCUUUAAAUGUUAUCCAUGGCUGGAACCAACAACAUAUUUGAUCUAUUUAUUGAUGUUGUGCUUUAAUAUCUGCAUUAUUUCUGUUUCUCUAUUGAUAAUAGCAUUAUGCUCUCUUCCUUCUUAUUACAACAGAUAUGAAAGGGUAAAGGACCGGUGUCACAAGGACAAGUACAACACAGCCAGAACCUUGCUGGAUCUUCACCAUGUGCAAGAACCAGAAAUCAUUUCAUUGCUUGACCUACCAUGCAACUGUCUAUUAGGAGCAAUACCACAAAGUUAUGACAUAUGCUGUUGUAGAUGCCGAUUUCUGACAUAUCAGUCUACAACUGUUGUACAUUUAAUGCAGCUUGUCACGCUGUUUGGGAUUAGAAAAUAAAGCCUUACAUGUGUUACAUUCUGCUCUAUUAGAAUAAUACCUCCAACAACAGAGCAUUUUAAUGCUGAAUGUUAAUAAACUGUUUCUAUCUCAUAUUACUGAAGUACUCAUUGUAUUCAAUAUGUCAGUCCUGAAAGCAGGGUCAGGCUAGGAGUAUAUAACUUGAUGUAGUUCAGUAAAAAACAUUUAAACGCCUUCAGCAUAAUUUAUUUGUAUGUCAUAACAAACAUAAAACGCUGUCAAUCUCACACAAAGAAAAUGUUAUAAAAUUAGCAAAAUUUCCCUCAUCCUGUCCACAUCUUAGUGGAAAGCUUCAUUAAGGAUCCUGCUCAGAACCCAGCAGAAGCUCACGGUAAGAGUUCUUUGCUCUGACGGGCAGAGCUCAGUCCUGAAGGGAAUCCAACAGAAGAAGAGAAGGACCUUCUCAGGUUCGGUCAAUCCAGACCCUCUGGUUCUUGUUGGUGCAACAGCCAGUGAGCCUACACACACACACACACACACUGAACUAAAGUCCAGAUCAACAUACCUCCACCACCAACGCAGGAUCACUGACGCCGUGGAUUCCUACUUGGCAAGGUUAGGGUUAGGGCAAGGUUCAAUUCUGCACUUUCUGGGUUUGUAUUAUAAAUAAUAUCUUUGACUUGAUACCAACAGCAAUUAGAUCACAUUUACAUCACUAUUCGUUCAAAAGUAGCAAAUGUUAGCAUUUAACUGAACCAGUAGAGCUUCAGCUAUAUUUUGGUGUUAGUUGUACGUCUCAAGCUUUAUGGUGGCCCUGACGUUGCCGGUUCGAGCCCCAGCUAUGUCCACGUUCAGAGUCGUUUUUUCUGCUGUUCAAUCAGUUUGAUCUACAGAGGGAAAAGGUAUUCCAGAUUUACAGUUUAAUUGUGUGAAAAAGAGACUAUAGACCAGUGAUUUUGAAAGUCCAGGGCACGUUUCGGUACAAAUUUAUCCGGGUAUUUUCACUUUCCCUUAUUUUCAAAGGUAAAAGAUCCUUAUCUAAGGGAGGUCUUUCCAGUUUCCCCAGGAUUGUUGAAGUGGCGGGUUGUGUGCAGCAGGGCAUGGCACCACUACCAGCAGUAAUGGUGGCAGUGAGUAUUCAAAUGUAUUGUUUUUAUACCAUUCAUUUGUUACAAAAGUAGUUUUAACAUGUUUUUAAGCGAGAAAGUACACCUCAAAACUUCAUCCGUGCAGUUAGUUCAUCAGUUCACCACUUCGUUACAGUUCUGUAAGACAAAUAUUUUAAUGCAGUACUGAUGGUCAGAGCAAUUUAAGUUUUCCAUGUACAUAAAAAACACACAUUUCUCUAAGGUAUUAAGGUUUUAAUUCAUAUGCUUCUGGACUGAUCAGCUGUUUCUUUAAUCUAGCAAAUACAAUUUUUACUAAAACAUUGUUCUGUUUGUGCUGUAGUUAUCUAACAUGAGAUUAUCUGAAGAUAAUAAAAGAAAAAUAAGUGUGUUCAUCAGUAUUUAAUAGUUAUUGGAAAUAAAUCAUGCAGUUGCAAAGCAACAACUCUGGCCUGAUGCAGGUUGGUAAACAAAUGUGAAAUAAUGAUUUAAACGUUUCCUUCUUAUGGAUCCAGAGCAACUUAAAGAAUAAUAGAAGGAAGUAAUUACCUGUGUAACUCUAAUGCUGCUAAUCAUCUUUUAUUUGAAAGUUGAAACAACAAAAUAUUUAUUAGCCAACAGUGUUUUAAACUGAGUGAAGAACUAAUGCCAUCUGCUGGAAUGAAGGUGUAUUGCAGUUCUCUUCUCAACUUCCCCAUACGUCAUCAGGCUGAUUUAAAUAAAUGGUCAUUGGCCUUUCUUGGCAAUUGAAACAGAACAUACACAAUUCCCUGACUUUUUAUUUUUAUCUUUGGUUUGUAGGAUAGUUUUAGAUCGAUCCUGUCCUACACACCCCGGUACGGUAGGGGGCGGUGUGCACCUAAGCUCGGCAUUCUAACCCUCCAUUAAACACAAAGAAGAUGCUAAGCAAAAAGAUGGAGGAGCGUCGUCCUUCGUGUUUUCUUGGGUUUUUGUUGACGGAGCAGCAGCGGGAGAGUUAAUAAAGCUGUAAGAUAGAAACAGCAGCAGUUGAUGAACUCUGGAAAGAAGAGAAACGGUUUGAAGCUCAGCAGGAACUGCUCAGUAACGGUUGAAGGAAAGUUUGGAGAGAGAAAAGCUACCAGAGAUGUGGAGACAGCAGGUCAAACAGCGACUGGAUGCAGCAGAGGAGCAGGAGGCUGAUUAUAAUCCGUUAGAUCGGCUGCACAGACUGGUGUUCCCUGAAGAUGUUCAGCAGAGACUGCUGGUUAAAGAAGAAGCUCCUGAAGAACCUGAUGUCUACCAGCAGGACCCACAGACUGUCCGCAUAAAGGAGGAACAGGAGGAGCUCUGGAUCGGUCCAGAGGGAGGGCACCUAGAUGCGAACGACGACACUGAUGCCGCCAAGUUUCCAGUCAUUAAAGUUAUUGUUAAGAGUGAGGAUGAGGAAGAUGAACCUCUGUUCUCACAACUUCAUCACGACCAAACAGAAGACGAAGAUCUUCCGAGCAGCAGCUCAGCUGAGCAGAUGAAGGCGGAGACUGAUGAAGAGGACUGUGGAGGAGUUGAAUCCAGCAGGUACCCAGAUCUAAACACUCACAGGGACUCCUCCAACUCUCCAGAGACUGAAAUCAGUGAUGAAGAGGAUGAUGGUGUGAAGCGUCUUGACUCACAGCUGAACCCGCUGUCAGAUCAUGGCUCUGAAACCGCAGACGUGAUGAGUGACUGGAAGGAGAGCAGCGCUCCUGGGUCGGGUGGAACCGCCGCCAGGCUAAAGUGUUUCGUCUGUGAUGACUGUGGUAAAACCUUUAAGAAGAGACAUCAUCUGAACGAGCACAUCAGAAGCCACACAGGAGAGAGGCCGUUCGGCUGUGACGUUUGUGGCCAGAGGUUCAGCCUGAAGAAAUGUUUAAACGUCCACGUGAGGAACCACUCAGGAGAGAAACCGUUUUGUUGUGAUGUUUGUGGACAGAGGUUCAGCCUGAAGAGGACGUUGCACGACCACCUGAGGAUCCACACCGGGGAGAAACCGUUUAGUUGUGAUGUUUGUGGCCAGAGCUUCACCAUGAAGAAGACUUUAAAUGAUCACCAGAGAAUCCACACAGGACAGAGACCUUUCAACUGCGAUGUCUGUGGGCAAACAUUCAGCCUGAGGUCCACCUUAAACAGACACAUCCAGAUUCACACGGGACAGAAAUUAUUCCGCUGUGACCUUUGUGGACAAAGAUUUAGACAGAAGUCCACUUUAAACCGACACGUGACCAUCCACGCGGGACAGGAGACCUUUCCUUGUGAGGUUUGUGAACAAAAGUUUGAGCGAAAGACUCAUUUAAACAUACACAUGAGAGUCCACGCAGGACAGCAGCCGUUCUGCUGCGACGUCUGUGGACAAAGGUUUGACCGAAAGUCCAAUUUAAACAUACAUGUCAGAAUCCACACGGGACAGAAGCCACAUUGUUGUGGUUUUUGUGGACAAAGUUUUGGCAGGAAGUCCAAUUUAAACAGACACAUGAGAAUCCACACAGGAGAGAAAUCGUUUUGUUGUGAGUUUUGCGAGCAAAGGUUCAGCCUGAAGACGAGUUUGAACGAUCACCUGAGAAUCCACACGGGGGAGAAGCCGUUCUUCUGUGAUGUUUGUGGGCAGAGAUUUCGCCAGAAGUCGACUUUAAAUAUUCACAUGAAAAUCCACACCAGACAGAAAUAACGUUCUGCUUGUGGUCCAACAUCUGGCUGUAGGACCCAGAGGCAACAGCCAGACGUUCCUGGGAAGUCACCAUAACUCCAGUUAUUCUGGCUGGUGGUGAAACCUACAACAGCCACAUGAUUUGUUGCAUCCAUUCUUUAUUAUCUAGCUGUAAAAAUAAUAUUUGUAUUUAUAUGUUCUAAUAUAAUUAUGACGCUGUUGAGAACCAUUGUGAAGAACCGCCUCAGUUCCCUCCGUGGUUUCUAACAGGUCGGAGUUGCUCUGUUGUCUGAUGUUUGUGUGGGAAUGAACCCUGAUUAUCUCCAGGUUCUCCUGGUUUCCAUAAGAUGGAUUCCUUGGUUUCAGCAGAUCUUCAUUCAUUUGCCUUUGAAAGCUCUGAUGUCUCCCAGCAGUCCGUCUUCUCUGCAGAAAGAGAAAAAGCUUCAACUAUGAAUGUGAUGAUGUGUGAAGGAAUGUUUGGUGCAUAAAACGGGUCUGCCAACGUUUAACCAAAGUAGAGCAAUUUAUUACAUCCAAGUAAAACUAAUAUUGUUUGAAAAGAAGUGUUUGUUCUCUCUCUGUUAUCAGAUUAAAGUAUUAAAUAUUAAAGGACCUGAAAUAAAAUGGAGCAAAAUAAAUAAA